This is a messenger RNA of Sorex araneus (European shrew), 5796 nucleotides long. RefSeq names its product YOD1 deubiquitinase (gene YOD1). The coding region runs from base 363 to 1409 and encodes 348 amino acids. Gene Ontology annotation, cellular component: cytosol; nucleus. The record is from RefSeq and is a predicted model, not a curated record. Gene Ontology annotation, molecular function: cysteine-type deubiquitinase activity. Lineage: Eukaryota; Metazoa; Chordata; Mammalia; Eulipotyphla; Soricidae. Gene Ontology annotation, biological process: endoplasmic reticulum unfolded protein response; protein deubiquitination. The transcript is spliced from 2 exons.
CUGUUGUGGUGGGUGGGCUGGUCAUUGGGCCGCGCCAGGUGACCCCAGUGAGUCAGCGCUGGGGCAGCGCGACCCUGUCGUGCGUGGCCUUUGACUCACGGGCAUCCUAGGCAUCUCGCCGGACCUGGCACGGGCAGUUUGCGAGCAGCAGUUCACUCAUUUCCGACCUCCCUACGUGCAAGAUCACAUGCCACUGCCGUCAUCCGGGAGCAUAUAUGCUGCCCACGGAGCCCAGUUCCGACCCGUAGGCACCCGAGCGCGCCGAGCGAGGCUGCGCGGACCCUUUAAGAGAGUUCGCGCCCCGGAGCGGGAGACGGGCGCCGUUCCAGGACGCGAGAUCUGCCCGCUCGCGAGGCCUCGCGAUGUUUGGCCCGGCCAAGGGCGGCCAUCUUGGAGUCGGCGCGGCGGCCGGUUUCCCCGGCGGCGCUGCGCUCCCUGCCGCGGGGACCAAGGCGGGCGCCGCUGGGGUCGCGCUCGGGGGUGGCCCGGCGGGCACCAUGUGGCGGCUCCGGUGCAAGGCCAAGGACGGGACCUAUGUCUUGCAGGGGCUGUCCAGCCGGACCCCUGUGCGCGAACUCCAGGGCCAGAUCGCCGCGGUCACCGGGAUCGCGCCGGGCGGCCAGCGGAUCCUCGCGGGCUACCCGCCCGAGUGCCUGGACCUCAGCGACGGGGACACCACGCUGGGGGACCUGCCCCUGCAGUCGGGAGACAUGCUGAUCGUUGAAGAAGACCAAACUAGGCCCCAAACUUCGUCCACAUUUGCAAAACAUGGUGCUCCUAGCCACAUCAGGGAACCCCUGCCCGUGCUGUGCAGGAUCUCGGUCCCGGCUGACAACUCCUGCCUCUUCACCAGUGUGUACUACGUCGUGGAAGGAGGGGUCUUGAACCCAGCCUGUGCUCCGGAGAUGAGGCGCCUCAUAGCACAAAUAGUAGCAAGUGAUCCAGACUUUUACAGUGAGGCAAUUCUGGGGAAAACAAACCAAGAAUACUGUGACUGGAUCAGAAGGGAUGAUACUUGGGGAGGAGCUAUUGAGAUAUCCAUUUUGUCUAAAUUUUACCAAUGUGAAAUAUGCGUAGUGGACACACAGACAGUCAGAAUUGAUCGUUUUGGGGAAGAUGCAGGCUAUUCCAAAAGAGUCCUGCUUAUUUACGAUGGCAUCCACUAUGACCCACUUCAGCGUAGCUUCCCUGACCCAGACACCCCUCCUCUGACCAUUUUCUCCUCCAAUGAUGAUAUUGUUCUGGUACAAGCACUGGAGUUAGCAGAUGAAGCUCGAAGAAAGAGACAGUUUACUGAUGUGAACCGCUUCACUCUGCGGUGCAUGGUGUGUCAGAAGGGAUUGACUGGACAAGCUGAAGCCAGGGAGCAUGCCAAGGAGACUGGCCACACCAGUUUUGGGGAAGUGUGACCUCUGCCCUCUGAGGGUUGAAGCCUGCUACCUCAGACCCAGAGGCUCUGGGUUCUUAAUAAGCUACUUGUGUUCCUAAAGAACAAAGGACAGGAUGCUUGAACCAACCUUAUUAAAGCCACUAAGACACUGACAUUCCUUGUUAAUAUUAAAAAUUAGUGUGCAAGUUUACAGAUGUGUCUACAGUGGUGAUACAUGCCCAAUUUCUGCUGGAGUGAUGGAAUAGGUGGUCUGUGCUACGUGCUACACUGUCCAGAAGAUUGCAUGUUAGUGUUAGAGACUAGCAGCUGGCAGCAUUCACUUGUGGAAGAAAACAGCUUCACAUUGUGAGUAAUGUGGACUGCCUCAGGUGAGGCUACUGGACAUAAAUGGCCGUGUCUGCAGUCAUUGGGUCCUUAAAAAAAAACUUGUUAAUAAUUUCUAAAUUAUGAAUUGAUUCUUCAAAUGGAGAUAAUCAGAAUCAUCAAACCUGAUUUUGUAUUGCCACUUGGUAGACUUUGUAAAUGUACUUUAGUUCUAAGUACACGUGAAGCAGUUUUUACAGGGAUGAGUCUUUUCCUUGGAAAAGGAAUUACUAAAAACAGGAGCUCAUAGUGCCUGAUUUAGGGUUUCUUGUGUACAAGAGUAGAAUAAAUGAGGGAAAAUGUGCCUGAGUAGCUUACUGAAGCUUUAAAAGAAUGUUGGCCUCAUGUAUGAAUGUGAUUCAUUUAUUAAUCUCGUAUUUGGAUGAAAUUCUAAAAGGGUGUGUUUUUUUUUUUUUCAAAUUGAGCUUCCCAAAUUUGAGUGCUUGAUUUUUCUUUUUUAAUGUACAAAUUUUCAUGGAUGGAUUUAAUUUAAUCCUUGCCUUAUUGAGCUUUCUCAGAAUUUGGCUUCUUCCUGAUAAGUAGAUGCUUAGCCCUCUGCUGGGGUGGGGGGGGGCUAUGCCAUGGGCGUGCCCUCUGGGAGUCUCUUCACUAGGAGAUCGUUCAGAUAGAAGUUUUCUACCUCUUAAUUCUUCUGAAGACCAGGGAUGCUAGAUUUGUAAUUUGUCAUGUGAGAAGAUUUGAUGUGGUGAAGUUUUAUUAUGAUCUCAUUUUUGUUCAAAUGUCACUUAGGAAACCAGUGGGAUACUUUCAGCAUAUCUUGGCAGGUAUUUUGAAAUUGAUGUUUGCUUUUGAUGCUGUCUUGAAGGCAGCCCUGUAAAGUCAAAGAACAUGUAAGUAACUUAGGGGUAAAGUACCUUAAUGAACAAAUCACAAAGCGUGCUUGAAACUGUUAGGUGACAUUAGUGUGCAUAGCCAUUUUACGCAACUUGAGGUGUUAUGAUGGAUAUAACUUGAAAGUGUUUGAUUUUCUAUGUUCUGAGCCUUAAAAUAGCCCUUGUGAGUUGUUAAUACUCAAAUGUUUGGCAAUCACAGUAUGUACAAAUGAAUAUUAUUGAAAAUCUCUUUAUACUAUCUGAUGUCUAGCUUAAGUGGUUUGUGCAUCGUUAUUUCCCCCAGCAAAUAUUGUAUUUAGAAUCAUGCAUUAGAAAUCCUACCACUGGGUAACAUCUGACAAGUUGUUUUUUUAGGUGCUUGAGCCAAACCUGAUACUUGCUUUCUGAAAUUUUGAAAAAGUCUUAUUCACACAACAUAUAUAUUAAGUCAUUUAUAAUGUACCAGGCAUGCAUUGGUUUACUUCCCAGCAGAAAUUCUUGUAACUUUAAAGUUGAGUAUAUUUUAUCUGUAUUAGAUUAAUUCUAACAUAUAGAACUAGAAUAGGAUUCUGUCAUUUUAAUUGUUUUUUGUUGGCAUAUUUAAGAUUAUACUUUUAUAGCAAAUGUGAAGUAUUUAUUCACGGGUUCUUAUUUUAUUCUCUGUGCCCUAUUACCUAGGUUGUCCGUAUACCAGUUGGUCACCAAUAUAUUCAAGUCAAAUGACUUUUUAAAUUGAUCCAACUACUGAGAACAUUAAUUCUUUAAAUCAUGUUCUAAUCGUGUAAAAUUGAAGAAGAAGCUGUAUUUGCGGAUUUAAUAAGUUAAAAAUCUGAGUUUGUGCUCAUCUUAAACUCAAGCCUAUAGUCACACAGAAUGUAAGGACAUUUUAAAAAUAGCAAUAUACAAGACUUGGUAUAUAAGAAACUUUUAGGUUUGCUCUUAAACAGAAUGAAACACAUCAGUUCCUGUGCCAUGUUUGACCACCACAGAGAAAAUUUGUUUCAAUGGUGGUUGUGCUUUUCCCGUUUCUCCCUCCUUUCUCUUACUUUUCUUUGGAUUUAUUGACUGGGAGAAGGGCUUUGAAGUCUAACAGGAUUUCACAAGUUAAGAUCAGUGUGUCCAGGGAAUUUUGUAACUUAGUGACUGGGAUGCAUCAUCUGCUAACAGGUCAUAACUGAUUUCUGUUUACUAUGAGCAAAAAACAGGCCCCAUGAAGUGGUCUUCCCUUGAAAGUUAGAUUGUUGAGCUUGGCAAAAGUUGGCAGAAGUUAAUAGUCAUGCCAUUUCCCAAAGCUCUAGACCCAGGAAAAUCAUGCUGAGGAAUGAAUGAGUAUCUGCCCAUACCCUGAGUGCCCAUAUCUAAGAUGCUUAUUGAAUUUAUUCUGUUUGGGCAUUAGGAUGAAAUUAAUUUCACGUUGCCCCAGGUUGACCUAGUUUCACUGUGUCUUUAGUGAGAACUUCAAAAUGGGGAGUACAAUAGAAUGAUCUUUUUAUUAAAUUAGGUUGAUUGUAACAUAUUAGAACUCAUGUUACUUCAUGUGUUGACACGUUAUUUUGCAGCACUUUAAAAGAGGUAAAAGUUUACAUGUAUGUCCUCUCCAGGGAUCUUGUUACAGACUUAAAAUAUAUUAAAUGGAAUUCCUUGAGCCUCUAAUGAUGUGUUCUUGGUCAGUUGCCUCAUCAGUGUGUAUUGUAACCAGUGGAACAGUGUUCUAGUGUUUUGAUAAGGUGGAGUUCAGCUUCAAUGGCUAUUGAGCUCUGAUGUUCAGAAUGUUACUUUUCCUGUAAUGUGAUUGUUUUUAUCAUUCAGGUAAUAAAGUAUUCAUAUUUUCCCCUGUAUCCCAGAAAUGACUAUAACACUCUGAGUGUUAUAUAUUAAGCUGAGUCUUAAUACUCUGUUUGCUUCUUGAGAAACUGAACUGUAAGGGAGAUGAAAUUUGAGUCAGGCUAUAACAGUGUCAUUUAUAAGCAGCAUUUUUUGUCACAGUUGAUGUGAAUAUACAAGCUUAUUAUACUAAUUUAAAUGUUUUCCAUUAAGAAUUAGAAUGUGUUAGCAUAUUUUGUCCAGCUUAAAAAAGUCCCCCUGAUUGUGAACAAAUGGUUUGUUUGCUUUGUUUUCCAGCUUCAGAAAAUAGCUGUCAUAGUUGAUUGAAGGAGUGGUUAUAUAGGUGCUGAAUAUGCUGAUAUAGGCCUUGGUACAUGUGAAUUUAAGAGAUUGCUAGACCACACUGUUUUAUUAGAAAUGGAGAGAACUAGGACACCUGGACAUGCUCCUCCCUGUGACUUAUGCUCUGGAGCAUUUCCCAAGUAAUGUCAUUGCCACAGCGUACCUCCCCUAUUUCUCAGCACAGAAUGUAGCAGGACAGUGAGAGAGAAGCUUGACGUUAAAGUCUAAAAUCAUGAUUAUAAGCAUUUUUCUUAUAAUGCCUGAUAACUUUUUAUACCUGUUUUUAAAAAUACAAUUCUGCAUUAGGAGCUAAUAAUUAUAAAGUUGUCUAAGUUGUAGGUCAACAGAAAGGUUCACUUAAGAACAAUGUACAAUUUUUAUGACAAUUACUAUAGCUUAACUUUGAGUGGAUGUCCAAGUGUUCAGUCAGUUGUUGCCCUCACAUUGCUUCCAGGGACCAGUACACCUCAUUCCUAUCAAUUCCCCCUGCAUCCAGGUGCCAUUCAGGACUCACUUUACAGGAGAUAGGAUUUUCUGGCAAAGAGUAACUACUUUCAUUUAAAGAGUUAACUGAAUUCAGCUUAAGAUACACAGUGACUAUAGCUGUCAAGAGCUGGAGAAGGACACUUCCUUCAUUUCCCAUGUUAGUGCAGUAUUGCUGGAGGUUCCUGAAGCAAGAACGAAACCACAAAACUGAGGUUUAAAUCUCUAGGACAUGACUUGAAAAAAUUAGGGAACAACAGCAACAAAAAAUAUUCUUUUACUUGGUAUAAGCAAAAUAAGUUUCAGUGAUGAAGACAGUAUGUGUUCUCUUACAUAAUGGUCUUUCAUUUGUCAGCAAUUUUCGAAGUUGAUGCACUGCUCUUCCCUGGGAGAUACCUGAUUUUUUUUCCAGCUCCGGUGUGAUUUUGCCACUCACUAAGAAUUGUUGGUUUUAUUUAUGAAAUAUAUGUGAUACAUAUGUAUAUGUGCAUAUACAUAUAUGUUUAUGAAUUGAAAUGCUGUAUGAAGUGACUGGAAGAAAUAAAUGAAGUAAAAAUGUUA